Messenger RNA from Penaeus indicus, 2085 nucleotides. RefSeq lists its product as uncharacterized. Lineage: Eukaryota; Metazoa; Arthropoda; Malacostraca; Decapoda; Penaeidae. The transcript has a single exon. Bases 1 to 2085 code for a protein of 694 amino acids. The record is from RefSeq and is a predicted model, not a curated record.
AUGUCAAAUAUUGAAUUAAACACUAACGACGUCUACGAUACUGGAUCUUUGAGUGAAGGUCUCGUGUCCGGCAGGUGUCCUGUGGAUCAGCAGCGCAGGCCCGGUCGUCAUCCCGCUACUGCUGGGCAACGACAGAAGAAAUUAGGAUGGUCGAAGGCAGACAACAGACGGUUGUUUGAAUGUUACAUUAGAAGUGAACCGGAGAGACGAGGAUACCGAAAAAGAAUGCUAGACUUGUGGAUAGCUCGAAACACCAACGAUGAGCUAAAUGAAGUUAGUGAACAGAGACUAGCUGAUCAAGUACGGCAGAUUAAGAUCAAGAAGUGGCUAGAGGAUGUGGAACAAGAGGAAAUAUCUCUAAGAGUAAGAAAUGAACAUCAGGAGACUGACCAUAAUUCUACAGAUGCAUCAAGUAGAAACAGAACACUUGAGACCCAGGAAAACAGCAGGGACCAAAACAACACCCCAGUUGAAGAGGAUCCCAUUGUACCCACUGAUCUAGAGUCACAAGAAGAGAUCAGCCCAGAGCUCAGUGUUCUCCGAGACAGGAUCCUAGAAGUGAUGCUUCUAGAAGAGAGAACAGGAAUACCAUCAUUGAGAUCGUGUGAUAGAGCAAAGCUGAGAGCAGAGGUUGGAAAUGUCAAUGAAGCCACCAAGAGGAUUGAAACUCACAACAUUACAGAACUGAAUUCUUUAAUGUAUGCAGUGGCGUAUGUCACCACAGAAAGAAUGGGAAUGUUAAAGAAGAGGAAAGAAAGGAGGACCGAAGAACCAUUCUGGAAGAGGAGGAUUAAACAGAGUAUUGAAACAUGGAGAAAGGAUCUCAGCAAGAUCGAAGAAACCCGAAGAGGGAACAUGAGAUUGAAACAAAGAGAUAGAGAACGAUUGAAUAGAAAACACCGCCUUGAGGAGAAUGGCACUUUGUACGUUUCAGACAUGUUGAAGCAGAAGAUCAAGGCUGGUGCAAUUAAGAUCAAGAGAUAUGAUGAGAGAUGCCAACAGUUUCAGCAAAAUCAACAGUUUCAGACUAACCAGAAACUUUUCUAUGAGACUCUGGAUGGAAAGAAUAGAGAAGGGAAAGAACAACCUGACCCAAUUGAAGCAACCACCUUCUGGAGAAAGAUAUGGUCAGAAGAGGUCAUUCACAAUGAGCAGGCUUCUUGGCUACAGCAAGUUGAGAAGGAGUUGAGCUCAAUUGAGGUGCAAGAGGAUAUCAACAUCACCAUGGAGGAUAUUAGAACAGGAGUGAGUAAGAUGGCAAAUUGGAAGGCAGCUGGCCCUGACUUAGUCCAGGGCUACUGGUUUAAGAAGCUACCAGGAUUACACUCUAGAUUGCAACUACACCUGCAAGACUGUGUGCGCCAAGGAAAUGUGCCAGAGUGGAUGGUCAAAGGAAGGACAGUACUCAUUCAGAAAGACCCAACGAAGGGCACCCAAGCUAACAACUACCGUCCUAUCGCCUGCCUACCCAUAAUGUGGAAGCUUCUGACUGGAAUCAUGGGUGAGAAACUGUACCAACACCUGGAGGGGAAUGGACUGCUAGCAGAUGAGCAAAAAGGUUGCAGGAAAGGAUCGCGAGGAACGAAAGAUCAGUUGCUUGUAGACAAGGCAAUCAUAAAGAACUGCAGGAGAAGGUUGACGAACUUGUCAAUGGCUUGGAUAGACUACAAGGAAGCAUAUGACAUGGUGCCACAUUCAUGGAUACUUAAAUGCCUGGAGAUGGUUGGUGGAGCCAAGAACAUGAUUACUGUAAUUAGCAAUAGCAUGGUGAACUGGAAGACAGUAUUAACAUCUGAAAGAACAGAUCUUGGACAAGUGGACAUCAGAAGAGGAAUUUUUCAAGGAGACUCCCUAUCGCCAUUGCUGUUUAUCCUAAUCAUGCUGCCACUAACGCUAGUGCUACGAAAGAUGAAAGCUGGAUAUAGAUUUGCAAAGGAAAUGAAGCCUGUCAACCAUCUACUGUUCAUGGACGAUCUGAAAUUGUAUGGAGCCAACAAAGAACAACUAGACUCACUCGUACAAGUGGUAAGGAUUUUCUCACAGGACAUCAGGAUGUCAUUUGGGCGGUCAAGUGUGCGGUCCUAG